Messenger RNA from Dipodomys ordii (Ord's kangaroo rat), 432 nucleotides. Its product is annotated as cystatin-C-like. Bases 1 to 432 code for a protein of 143 amino acids. NCBI's taxonomy places the organism in Eukaryota, Metazoa, Chordata, Mammalia, Rodentia, Heteromyidae. The record is from RefSeq and is a predicted model, not a curated record. Gene Ontology annotation, molecular function: cysteine-type endopeptidase inhibitor activity. The transcript has 3 exons.
AUGGCAAAAACCCUGCACCUGCUUCUGGCCUCGUUGGUUAUAGCGUUGACCUUGAACUUUGCAGCUUGCACCAACACCAAGGAGAAGCAGAAAGUAGUGGGCCAUGUGGAGGCAGCCGAUGCCAAUGACAAGGAGGUGCAGCGCGUGGUGGACUUCUCUCUCCAAGUUUACAAUGACGCGAACAACGACCUGUACUACAGCCGCGCAGUGAAGGUGAUAAGCGCCAGGCAGCAGGUCGUGAAUGGAAUGAAAUACUACUUGCGCAUAGAGGUGGGCUGGACCACAUGUACCAAGUCCCAGUCCCACUUGCCUGACUGUCCUUUCCGUGAGCAGCCGGAUCAGCAGAAGAAAGAAAUCUGCUCCUUUGUCGUCUAUACUAUACCCCGGCUUCAGAAAAUCUCCAUGGAAAGUUACAGCUGUCACAGUGCCUAA